UCAAAAUUAAUAUAAAAAUAUAUAUACGGACAACUCAAGAAGAAACUACAGGGCGGUGGCAGCGGUAAAAUUUAAAUAACUAAAUAAAAUUUAAUAACACAUAAAAGUACAUAUAAAAAUUAAAUAUCACCAUGGAACCGGUUAAAGAAGAAUUUGCAAGUUUAUCGUCAGUCUCCAUUACGUCCCGCAUCCCAGAUUUUUGGAAGAAAUCGCCGAAAAUAUGGUUUAUACAAACGGAAGCAGUUUUAUCGCCACAGAAAAUGUCAGAUGAAGCGAAAUACCAAAUAGUAAUUUCUAAAUUAACGCCAGAAGUCAUCGAGCAAGUCACGGACAUUUUAAUUAGCCCGCCGGAGACAGGAAAAUAUGAAAAGUUAAAAAGAAGAUUAUUACAAAUUUUUGAAGAAUCGGAAGAUCGACAAAUAAAAAAAUUAAUUGGCGAAAUGGAAUUGGGUGAUCAAAAACCGUCACAAUUAAUGAGGAAAAUGCAAGAUUUGGCGCGUGGACGAGUAACAACAGAAACACUUCUAGUUUUAUGGCAAAAUUUAUUACCGCCGGCAAUAAGAGCUGUGUUAGCCGUAUCCGAGAGUAAAAGUGAAGAUAUUUUGGCAUCAAUAGCAGAUAAAGUUAUGGAGAGCAUGACACCCUUAAACUCGGUAUCAGCAGUUCAACAGUCCAGUUUAAGCAACAGUCCAGAAAAUAAUUUGAUUGGUGAGAUAGAAAAAUUAAAUAAUCGACUGAGAAGAUUGGAAACAAGAAAUAAUACAUCAAAUUUUAGAACGAGGUCACGAUCCAGGUCAAGAGGUAGAUUUCAACGUAAUCAAAGGCAUAAUCCCAAUUGGCUUUGUAAAUACCAUUACAAAUAUAAAAACAAAGCGACGAAAUGUGUGAAACCGUGCAACUGGAAACCUAGUCAGCGUGAGAAACCAGCGGAAAACUAGCAUCGGUGCAGCCAGCGACGGGUGCCUGCGACCGAGUCUACAGAAAUAACCGUCUCAGUGUUUUGGACAGAAAUUCAGGACUAAACUUUUUAGUUGAUAGUGGUGCAAAUGUGUCCGUCAUCCCGCGUAGUGUGGUGUAUGAGACGCCAAAACACGAUGUUUGUCACUAUAUCGAGACGACAGGACCGCCGGUGCAUGCGAGAGCGAGGCAGCUUCCUCCUGACAGGUACGUAAAGGCUAAAA
Molecule: messenger RNA, 1181 nt
Organism: Colias croceus (clouded yellow)
Lineage: Eukaryota; Metazoa; Arthropoda; Insecta; Lepidoptera; Pieridae
Exons: 2
Coding region: 132-938 (268 amino acids)
Source: RefSeq, a predicted model, not a curated record